This is a messenger RNA of Gorilla gorilla gorilla (western lowland gorilla), 1617 nucleotides long. It is a transcript of the gene SMIM18, whose product is annotated as small integral membrane protein 18. The transcript has 3 exons. Lineage: Eukaryota; Metazoa; Chordata; Mammalia; Primates; Hominidae. The record is from RefSeq and is a predicted model, not a curated record. The coding region runs from base 231 to 518 and encodes 95 amino acids.
UGAACAUAGAGGAAACUGUCAGCUCCAUUGUGGUUCAACCAAUAGAAGCACAGCUCCAUCUUGGCUGUGCACUAGACUGCAUUACAAACAGACGAUACCAUCGCUUCAGCAGCAUCCUCUCAGACAAGAGAUCACCUGUCAUCGAAGUUUAAAGAAGGGGAAACGGGAGACAGAAAUACACUGAACCAAAAAGAUUCAAAAGAGCAAUAUAAGAAGUGGAAUCUCUAAGAAUGGCUUCCAGCCACUGGAAUGAAACCACUACCUCUGUUUAUCAGUACCUUGGUUUUCAAGUUCAAAAAAUUUACCCUUUCCAUGACAACUGGAACACUGCCUGCUUUGUCAUCCUGCUUUUAUUUAUAUUUACAGUGGUAUCUUUAGUGGUGCUGGCUUUCCUUUAUGAAGUGCUUGACUGCUGCUGCUGUGUAAAAAACAAAACCGUGAAAGACUUGAAAAGUGAACCCAACCCUCUUAGAAGUAUGAUGGACAACAUCAGAAAACGUGAAACUGAAGUGGUCUAACACUCUACAGAAGAUGAACAAAAUCUCUGAAAGCAGCUCAACCUCUUCUGAGAAAAAAAAUAUAUUCUGAGGCCAACUGUUGCUACAAAACAAAUUCUGACUGAAUGGUUAAAACAUUUCUAGUAGAAGGGGAAAAAAAAGCUAAAUAUGCACUGUUUGUGUGUAUAGCCAUUUCAUUAAAUAUACAGUAAAACUUCAUGAAUGUGAAUUUACUAAUCUGUUUAAUACUGACACUUCAAAAACUGGAUAAAAGAUUCCUAGAGUUCAAUAUUAAGCAGCAAAAGAUAAGCUGCAAAAGACAAGCAAGGCUAAUGAUGCUAAAAUGAUUUUAUAACUAACCAAUUCAUGUAGACAAAAAAUAGUGUGUUGGUAACAAAAAGGCUAUUUAAAACAUGUUUCUAAGUCUGAAGUAAAAUACUUCCACUUAUAUAUAUAAAGUUCCUGUUGAUUAAAAAGUAGUAUUUUCUAAUUUACUGAAAACAACUUGUAUAAAUAUAUAACGACUUGAGUUUUAUGUAGGAUUAGUACGAAAAAGUCUCAAAAUAAUAAAAAAUGCCACAAGUAUAUUUGCACAAAAUUCUCACAAAACUGACUUACUGUUUAGUUAGAAAUGCAUGAUAUAGGAAAGGCCUAGUCUAUUUUCAAACUAAAACUUACUACUAUACCCCUUCAUUUCCUGAGUUUGUUCUUUCAUUUUACCUCUCUUAUUUAUACUCUCAAAGGCUAAGAUAACCAAGGCAGAAAGACUGCCCUCCCCGCCCCCAAAAAAGGUCAAAAGAUAGGGCCACUCAACACCUGGUGAAAUAUGGCAGUUUUAUUUCUUGGAAUUCCAAGGGCUAUAUAGAUAUUUUGUGACCCUAACACUAUUUUGCUAUCACCCAUGAGCAAACAAAAGCAUGCUCUUAACCACUAUACUACCCCUAAGUCAGAAAUGCCACUCCUGGAAAUGUAUCCUAAGCACUUAGUUCAAAUGUACAAGCUCAAGGUACAAAGAUUUUUUACAACGGCAUUACACAAAAUAACAAAAAAUUGAAAAUAACUAAGACUUUAACUAAAUGUGGCACAUCAACUUAAUGAAUUAUUAAAAAGCAACUGAAGG